UGAUGUAAGCAGUCUCUGCUUUCUAAUAGAUUUUCGAGAUAAUAAAAGUUAACGUGAUAUAUUAUACGAUCUUGCUUGAGAUAUUGAAGUCUUCUCGAUAGCAUAUAUACGGGAAAAAAGGGAGAGAGAGAGAGAGAGAGAGAGAGAAAGGAAGAACCUCCUUAUCCCUAUCGCUUGUGGUUCUAACAAUGUUUACGAUCUCGAUACUACAGACGUGAGAAACUACGUGUUGUUCUGCUAAUGCAAUCGAGUUUACCGCUUUGUUUAUUUUACUUAAAGACACAUAUACAUAUAAUCGACAGGGGAUUCCAAAGCAGCAGCCAUGAAUUAUAUACGGUAUUUUACUAAAAUUAGUAUGGCCAGGAAACCCUCAAUUACAAGAUCCCUGGUUGGUAUUUUACUGGAAAGUCCUCCAACAAUGAUAUCAAUGGCUACUGGAAUGCCAAAUGCCACUUUGUUUCCUGUAGAAGAAGCAUCUUUUAAAUUACAAAAUGGCACCACUCUUUCUAUGUCCAAAACUGAAAUGCAAAGGGUACAGCAGUAUUCAGAAACACAAGGCUUUCCAGAGUUAAUUAAAUGGUUAGGAGACCUACAAGAAUACUCACAUAAUGUAUCUGCACUGAAUCGGUCUGGUGACCAAAAAAUUAAAAUAGCUCUUACGUGCGGUAGUCAAGAUGGCUUGUCAAAGUUGUUCGAUGCUGUCGUGAACGAAAAUGACUACGUUUUGUGUGAGACACCCUGUUACUCUGGUCUUAAUGCUGUGCUGAGGCCACUUCAUCCCAGAAUGCUUGGUGUAAAGACAGACAAAGAUGGAAUAAUUCCCAGUGAACUGUUGCGAAUUCUCUCCAAAUGGUCUCCACUUGAUGCCAAAGAUCCAAACAGUGACAUACCAAAAGUUAUCUACAUGGUACCAACUGGUUGCAACCCAACAGGUAUCAAUUAUACUCUGGAACGAAAGAAGGAAAUCUACGAAAUUGCCAGAACUUAUGACCUAUUAAUCGUAGAAGACGAUGCUUAUUACUACCUACAGUAUUCUCAGGAUUAUAUUCCUAGUUUUCUUUCACUUGAUGUCGAUGGGAGAGUUGUCAGAGCCGACUCAUUUUCAAAACUUAUUUCUUCUGGGCUGAGAUGUGGUUUCAUAACUGGGCCAGCGUAUGUUGUUGAUCGAAUAUUGCUUCAUCUGCAGACAUCAACAGUUCACGUCAGUGGUUUAACACAGUUUUUGAUCUACAAGAUUUUAACAGAAUGGGGCUUGUCUGGCUUCAGGGAACAUACUAAAAAAGUAGCGGAAUUUUAUGAAAAGCGUAGAGAUAUAACUAUUGAUGCUGCUGAAAAACAUCUGAAAGGUAUCGCAGAAUGGAAUGUUCCUGCUGGAGGUAUGUUCCUAUGGCUGAAGUUAAUUGGUAUAGAAGACACUUAUAAACUCAUAAUGGAAAAAGGGAAAGAGAAGGACAUUCUUUUUGUUCCAGGAAGUGCCUUCAUGCCCUCUAAUGAGCCGUGCCCUUAUAUCAGGGCAGCUUUUUCUCUCUGUGAUACUCAAGAUAUAUAUUUGGCUUUUCAACGUCUAGCAGAAUUGGUGAAAGAACAGAGAGGUUAUUAAAGUUGGAAUGGUUCUGGCCAUUUUGCAUGUUUUUGGUAAUAUCCCAUUUAGCAACAGACGUUUUGCUGUGAGGGAAUUACAUUUAAUAUAUUCAUUAUAAUUCAGCUGCAAAGAGAUAGAAAACAACAAUAUACUUUUAUAUAUAUAUGUAUCAAAAAUAUGUAGCUUUAUUUUUAUAAAGCUUUAGUUCUUCAUUUGGCAACUAUAAUCAUUACUCUGAAAAACUACUUAAAAAACUACAUAAAAAAGUUUCUUGGUAUCACAAGUUCAUCACUAAAAAGUAUUGUAACCAAAUGGUGCCACUACAGCAUACAGGAACUUAUUGAAACCAGUGGAUCCUACAUUGUAUCUGUCAAUUGCAAACCUUACAGCAGAAAUAAAAUAAAAUAAAAUAAAAUAAAAUUGGACAGUUGCAGUGUGGAAGGUGUUUAUAAGCCAUUUAAAAACACACAAAAGCCGUUAGAUUCUCUUCAACUUUUAAAUUUAAUUUGUCGAAAUAUUUUCGUCACUAUGAAACUGCGGAACAGGUUGCGGUUUCAUAGCAACGAAAAUAUUUCGACAAAUUAAAUUUAAAUGUUGAAGUGAAUCUAACGGUUUUUUGUCUGUUUUUAAAUGGCUUAUAAACACCUUCGAUGCUGAAAUUGUUUUUGGUUCAGCACAUGAUCUCAGAUCGGGUCACUUGCUAUGCAAGUACAUCUCCAUAAAAUAAGAAGAAAAAUAUAUAAAUAAAUAAAAAAUUUUACAGAUUGCAUGUGUUGUGAUUGUAUUGUUGUAUUAUACAACAGAAAUACCAUUGCAACUGAUAAUCAUUGAAAGCCAGCCUUCUGAGUCAGACAACAAACAGACUCUAUAACUAUUUAAACCAGUGAUUUUCAAUUGACAGGGGAGGUGGAGCAUAUGACCCUUAUGGGUACAUAUAAGGUUUUUUUCUGUUAAAAUUUAUAUGCAAUAAAUUACUUAUACUUUUACAAUA
This is a messenger RNA of Octopus sinensis (East Asian common octopus), 2573 nucleotides long. RefSeq names its product kynurenine/alpha-aminoadipate aminotransferase, mitochondrial. The transcript has 12 exons. The coding region runs from base 323 to 1600 and encodes 425 amino acids. Gene Ontology annotation, biological process: biosynthetic process. Lineage: Eukaryota; Metazoa; Mollusca; Cephalopoda; Octopoda; Octopodidae. Gene Ontology annotation, molecular function: L-kynurenine:2-oxoglutarate transaminase activity; pyridoxal phosphate binding. The record is from RefSeq and is a predicted model, not a curated record.